AUGGACCAGUGGAAAAGUCGUAACGGGCGCAAGAACACCGCGGAGUUACACGUCGCCAGUAGCAGGUGCACAGCGUAGAGGAAAUCAUAAAUACGAGGCGAAAGAUGGCGUAGCAUAUGGUGUGUUUUAUUCCCCGUUUCUAUCCACGGCUGUCAGCUCCAGAACGAACCAUAACCCUGUGCUUUCCCAUGGAACUAUGUCGCGCGUGACCAUCAGCUGACCUGCUUCAUCCAGAGUGGCCGCCGUCUCUCCACACUGAACACAUUCAUUCCAACACAAUGUCAGGUACCUACACGCCAGCCCCCGGUGGGCCGUUCUCUGCUCUCACUCCAAGCAUGUGGCCUCAGGACAUUCUGGCAAAGUACCAUCAAAAAGACUCAGAACAGCCUGAACUUCAGUACGACGAGUUUGGCUUCAGAAUCGACACCGAGGACGGUGAAGAGCCUAAGUCCUGUCUGGGCAUCGAGGGCUCACCUCAGCGUGAAGAUCCUCAGCAGCGACUGCGCUGGCAGGCCCACCUGGAGUUCACCCACAACCACACGGUGGGCGACCUGACCUGGGAGCUCAUCGACCCCGUCCUCCCACGCUCUGAGCGCCUGCGGUCCCUGGUGCUGGGUGGAAUCCCUCACAGCAUGAGGCCACAGCUGUGGAUGCGUCUGUCUGGAGCGCUGCAGAAGAAAAGGACCUCUGAGAUCUCCUACAGAGAAAUCAUCAAGAACAGCUCUAAUGAUGACACCACCACAGCUAAACAGAUAGAGAAGGACUUGUUACGGACGAUGCCGACCAAUGCGUGUUUCAGUAAUCUGUCCAGUGUUGGAGUUCCCAGACUGAGGCGUGUCCUGAGGGGCCUGGCAUGGCUCUACCCAGACAUCGGCUACUGUCAGGGCACAGGCAUGGUGGUUUCCUGCCUGCUGCUCUUCCUGGAGGAGGAGGAUGCUCUGUGGAUGAUGUGCGCCCUCAUCGAAGACCUGCUGCCUCCGUCCUACUUCUCCUCCACUCUGCUGGGCGUCCAGACAGAUCAGAGGGUUCUCCGUCAGCUGAUAGUUCAGUAUCUGCCAGCACUGGACCGCCUCCUGCAGGAGCACGACAUAGGUAAUGAUGAGCUGUCGCUGAUCACCCUGCACUGGUUCCUCACAUCAUUCGCCAGCGUGGUGGACAUUCGUCUGCUCCUCAGGAUCUGGGAUCUGCUCUUCUAUCAAGGCUCUCUGGUGCUCUUCCAGAUCACACUGGGCAUGCUCAAGAUUAAGGAGGAGGAGCUCGUAUCGUCGGAAAACUCUGCAUCCAUUUUCAACACUCUGUCGGACCUGCCAAGCCAGCUGAAAGACGGACCUGCAGUUCUUGGCGAGGCUAUGAGGCUAGCAGGAACGCUAUCGCAGGACACUCUGGAGGCUCACCGACACAAACAUCUCGCCUAUAUUCUAAAUGAACAGGCGCAACUCAACAAUGGGAACAACGCAACACUCAACACUAACCUCAACAAGGUGGUGAGGAGACAGUCCCUGCGCAGGAAGUCCACCCUGAGCUCCCUGCUGUUUGGGGAGGACGAGGCAGAAGCCCUGAAAUCAAAGAACAUUAAGCAGACGGAGCUGGUGGCCGCCCUGAGAGAAGCGAUAGCUCGUACUGCAGAGCAUUUCCACUGUCUGGACCCUCGACACUCCAGCACCGAUUUAACUCCAGACUACUCCAUGGAGAGCCACCAGCGAGAUCACGAGAACUUUCUGGUGGUGUCUCGAAACCGACGGAGACGUGCGAAGGCUUUGCUGGACUUUGAGCGUCACGAUGACGACGAACUGGGCUUCAGAAAGAACGACAUCAUCACUAUCAUCUCACAGAAAGAUGAACACUGCUGGGUCGGUGAGCUCAACGGCCUCAGAGGUUGGUUUCCAGCAAAGUUUGUGGAGAUUCUAGAUGAAAGAAGCAAAGAGUACUCUCUAGCAGGAGACGACUCUGUGACGGAGGCAGUGACAGAUCUGGCCAGAGGGACUCUGUGUCCCACUCUGAAGGCCAUCUUUCAGCACGGCCUGAAGAAGCCGUCCAUCCUGGGAGGUCCCUGUCACCCGUGGCUGUUCAUCGAGGAGGCAGCCAGCAGGGAGGUAGAGAGGGAUUUUAACUCGGUCUACUCCAGACUGGUGCUGUGUAAAACCUACAGGUUAGAUGAAGAUGGUAAAGUUCUGACACCAGAGGAGCUGCUGUACAGAGCGGUGCAGUCUGUCAACAUGAGCCACGACUCGGCCCACGCUCAGAUGGACGUCAAGUUCAGAUCUCUGGUCUGCGUUGGACUCAAUGAACAGGUGCUGCACCUGUGGUUGGAGGUCCUGUGCUCCAGCAUGGCUGCUGUAGAGAAAUGGUAUCACCCCUGGUCCUUCCUCCGUAGUCCUGGAUGGGUGCAGAUCAAGUGUGAGCUCAGGGUUCUAUCAAAGUUUGCCUUCAGUCUCUCCCAGGAUUGUGAGCUACCUGACAAGAAGGAGGAGAAGGAGCAGAAACCUCUUAAAGAAGGAGUGCAGGACAUGCUGGUGAAGCAUCACCUCUUCAGCUGGGACAUCGACGGCUAGACGUCUGAAACCUCCCGGUCCAACGUGUUCCUGAAAAUAUUUCAUGUUUCCUCGCCUUUUUAUUAGACUGUCUGCUAAAGAGGACCGUCACCCUGUCAUCUCUGGAGAGUAACAUCCAAAUAGUGACUGAAACUCAUCAUAAAGUGCACCUGAAGCGUGUGUACAUUACAGUGCAUACUUUAUUUUUAUCCAAACCUAGAUAGGAGGUUCUACUGCACACGUGAAGCCGUCCUGUAGUAGAGAUAGUCCGUAGUCGCCUCUCUGCCCUUUAGUCCUUCAUCGUGAGCUUUGCAGAAUCCCAGGAGACGUUCUAACGCGCUUCCUAAAGUCCACAUGACCCUGUAAAGCCCCAGAUUUAAAGACCAAAACAGAACAUUCCUGUACAUGAAGCUGUAAAGUUCCAAACUAUUUUUGAGAGGAAUGCCCUUUUACCUCAGUGUCCUAAAUUCCAGAAUAUGUUGCAUUAAAUCCUCACGCCAAGAAAAGCCUUUUCAGAUUGUGAUGCUGAGCUAGCGUGUUUCCUGAGCAGUUGUAUGAUAAAAUGUACAUGGAGGAGAUAAUUUGUGUUACAUAAAUACAUGUUACAAAUAUAACAUCCACAACUUGGAA
Molecule: messenger RNA, 3161 nt
Organism: Acanthochromis polyacanthus (spiny chromis)
Lineage: Eukaryota; Metazoa; Chordata; Actinopteri; Pomacentridae
Gene: sgsm3
Product: small G protein signaling modulator 3
Exons: 21
Coding region: 279-2552 (757 amino acids)
Molecular function (GO): protein binding
Source: RefSeq, a predicted model, not a curated record